AUGAUAAUAAUAUUAAAUAUAAUUGUGAUUUAUAAAUUAGCGAAUCCUCAAUCGGCAGAAGGAAUUUUGGAUGUUCUCUAUUGUGUUUUAACUGAAUCACCUGAGGCACUCAAUAUGAUAAAUGAGGGGCAUAUUCGUUCGGUUAUCUCUCUGUUGGAAAAAGUUGGACGUGAUCCUAAAGUACUUGAUGUACUUUCUUCUCUUUGUGAAGGGAAUGGUAUGGCUGUUCGAAGCAGUCAGAAUACAAUAACAGAUUAUUUGCUUCCUGGCAAAGAUUUACUUUUACAAACAAAAAUGAGAGAUUAUGUUGCUAGUUUAAUUCCAAAUAUUCUCGUUGGUCUAGUUGAUGGAAGUUCCCUUUUCAAACGUUGGUACUAUGAAGCUGAAGUUGAACAUGUUGAGGCUUGUGAAGGUGCCGAUGAACCACCUUAUUUGCGUGUUGGGUGGGCAAAUAGUGUUGGAUUUAAGCCUUUUCCUGGACCAGGCGAUGGUUGGGGAUGUGCUGGAGUUGGUGAUGAUUUUUGUUCUUAUGGUUUUGAUGGAAUGAAUAUGUAUUAUGGUGGAAAGCCUCGACAGGUUGGCCACAGGUUAUUAAGGAAGGGUGAUGUUAUUGGUUGCCUACUUGAUUUAAUUGCCUCAGAAAUACGUUUUACUUUAAAUGGUCAAGCAAUUUAUUCACUUUUUAAAAAUUUCAAUGUUGAUGGAUUUUUCUUUCCAAUUAUGUCAUUAUCUGCAAAAGUCAGGUAG
This is a messenger RNA of Meloidogyne enterolobii, 747 nucleotides long. The record is from the annotation of a GenBank genome assembly. Lineage: Eukaryota; Metazoa; Nematoda; Chromadorea; Rhabditida; Meloidogynidae.